Molecule: messenger RNA, 2160 nt
Organism: Mus musculus (house mouse)
Lineage: Eukaryota; Metazoa; Chordata; Mammalia; Rodentia; Muridae
Gene: Gje1
Product: gap junction protein, epsilon 1
Exons: 2
Coding region: 712-1362 (216 amino acids)
Biological process (GO): cell communication; transmembrane transport
Cellular component (GO): connexin complex; plasma membrane
Source: RefSeq, marked validated
AGAAGCAAUCUGACAGCAUAGUUCAGCAACAGCCCACGGGGAUGCCAGGAUAACACCUCCUGAAAGAUGUCUCUAAAUUACAUCAAGAACUUCUAUGAAGGAUGUGUAAGUAGCAAGCAAGAAAAUCAAUUGCAUGGUUAUUUGUCUGUGUAUUUUAAAUCAAUUGGCAUGUGUGGCGAUGAAUAUAUUUACUAUACAUUUACUAAGAAAAUAAAAUAACCAUCUGCUGUAAAAUAUUCUGAAUUCUAAAUUACAGGUAGAUUUAACUCUGAGGUACAUUCAUCCAUUGAUGCUUUAAAGUAGCUCACACUCUUAAUUCAAUAUUAAGUAUAAAAAACAACACUUGCCAAAACUAAAUAAAUACUGUUCUGUCAUUAUGAUAGUAUGUGUUCUAAGUUUAAUGUUGUAUUUGUCACCUCAUCUUCCAAAAGAGGAAAUCAGACAUUCUAAGAUAUUUAUGGUUUUAUUUCAAAGGGAUUACAAGAGAAGGAAGUAUUCCUCACAUUCAAAGCUGUUUAAAGUAUUUCUAAACUUACCCAUGUUAUUGGCAGUAGAUCUCUAUUUGAUGUGUGUACUUUAUAAUUUAUGCGUAAAGUGGAAUAAUGAUGUCAUAAUGAGGGCUUAACCGUGAACUUGACCAUCUCAAAGAGUCUAUCUUGCUAAAAACUUCUCAGAUCUCAACCUUUUAAAAAUUCUUUUUAAAAUGGGAUCAUGAAUACAUCCUCCCAAUUGUCCUUUUUAAAUGUUUGUUUCCAACUAAUUUUUUCCCUCCAAAACCAACAGGUUAAGCCUCCAACUGUGAUCGGCCAGUUCCACACUCUCUUCUUCGGCUCAGUGCGGAUGUUCUUCCUCGGAGUGCUGGGCUUUGCUGUCUACGGGAAUGAGGCGUUGCACUUCAGCUGUGACCCAGACAAGCGAGAGAUAAACCUGUUCUGUUACAAUCAGUUCCGGCCAAUAACUCCCCAAGUGUUCUGGGCAUUGCAGCUAGUGAUUGUCCUGCUUCCUGGAGCUAUUUUCCACCUGUAUGCUGCAUGCAAAAGCAUCAAUCAAGACUGCAUUCUUCAGAAGCCCGUGUACACUGUGAUUUACGUCCUCUCGGUCUUGUUAAGAAUCAGCCUGGAGGUGUUCGCAUUCUGGCUUCAGAUUCACCUCUUCGGCUUCCAAGUGAAGCCGAUAUACUUGUGUGAUACUGAAUCUCUUGGUAAAAAACCAAAUAUUCUAAAAUGCAUGGUUCCAGAGCACUUUGAAAAGACUAUUUUCCUCAUUGCAAUGUACACAUUUACUGUGAUCACGAUGGUAUUAUGUGUUGCUGAGGUUUUUGAGAUCAUAUUUAGAAGAUCAUGUUUUCUCUUUAAACGAUGACCGGGUUGAUAGCCUAUUACCAUACCAUAGUUCCUAUCAGUCAUUUAUACUUAAUUUUCCCAUCAAGUAUUUCAAUUCCAAAUGUUCUUUAAACUUUAGUGUGUCUAUAAUUUAUGUAUACUAGAAAAUAGGAUACCAAGUUCUAAACUAGGUGUUUUUGAGCAAAUAUUUCCUCCUAUUGUAAUGGUAUAACUUAUUAUGUAAUAAUGUACAUGUAAGCCUAAUGAUAGCUCUUUUUUUUUUUUCCCGAGACAGGGUUUCUCUGUAUAGCCCUGGCUGUCCUGGAACUCACUCUGUAGACCAGGCUGGUCUCGAACUCAGAAAUCCGCCUGCCUCUGCCUCCUGAGUGCUGGGAUUAAAGGCGUGCACCACCACCACCAACUGGCGAUAGCUCAUUUUUUAAAAUACUAAAUGUACAGGCUUCUCUCAUGUACAAUACUUUAAGUGAUCACCUUAUUUUUGGCCAAAGAGACUUCUUAUGUAGAUUAAAGACUGGAAAUUUGAUGUUCAGAGAUGAUAUUUAUGUGCCAUGUCACACAACCAAACCAGAAUUUACCUCUUUCCCUACACACUGAAACAUGUGUCUUUAACUCCAAAGACAUAAUUAUCUUUGCAUUUGUGUAAAAUAUACCUUUAAACACAAAAUAUAAAUUAAUUAAAAGUCAUAUAAUUUAAUCACUAACUCAAAGAAGGCAAGCAAUUGAAUUUUUAAAUAUUAAAACCCAUAUUGUUUUGCUGGAAUCAAUAUUAAAUGAUUAUGGAGAUAGUUGCCGAAUAAAUUAGAGUUGUUAUGAAUAA